Eurypyga helias (sunbittern) is the source of this 3056-nucleotide messenger RNA. Its product is annotated as protocadherin Fat 4-like. Gene Ontology annotation, molecular function: calcium ion binding. The annotation marks the transcript as partial. The record is from RefSeq and is a predicted model, not a curated record. The transcript has 7 exons. NCBI's taxonomy places the organism in Eukaryota, Metazoa, Chordata, Aves, Eurypygiformes, Eurypygidae.
GUGUUUUUGGGAACCACUGUGAACUGAACAGUUAUGGAUUUGAAGAGUUGUCAUAUAUGGAGUUUCCCAGUAUGGAUCCAAACAAUAAUUACAUCUAUAUAAAGUUUGCCACUAUAAAAAGUAAUGCCUUAUUGUUGUAUAACUACGAUAACCAAACUGGAGAGCGGGCAGAAUUUCUGGCCCUGGAAAUAGCAGAAGAGAGACUGAGAUUCUCCUACAAUCUUGGCAGUGGCACAUACAAGCUUACCACAACUAAGAAGGUGUCUGAUGGACAAUUUCACACAGUUAUUGCCCGGAGGGCUGGAAUGGCAGCAUCACUGACGGUGGAUUCCUGCUCCGAGGAUCAGGAACCAGGCUACUGCACUGUUAGCAAUGUGGCUGUUUCUACUGACUGGACUCUUGAUGUACAACCAAAUCGAGUUACUGUUGGUGGCAUCAGGUCUGUAGAACCCAUCCUUCAAAGGAGAGGACAGGUGGAAAGUCAUGAUUUUGUGGGCUGUAUAAUGGAGUUUGCAGUCAACGGACGUCCCCUGGAGCCCAGCCAGGCUUUGACAGCUCAAGGAAUCUUAGAUCAGUGUCCCAGACUAGAAGGUGCUUGCAUGACGAGCCCCUGCCAACAUGGUGGUACCUGUGUUGAUCACUGGUCGUGGCAGCAGUGUCACUGCAAAGAUGGACUGACAGGAAAGCACUGUGAAAAAUAUAUUACUGCCGACACUGCCUUAUCGCUAGAAGGCAAAGGACGACUUGACUAUCACAUCAGCCCAAGUAAGAAGCGAGAAUACAUGAUCAGACACGACACUCGAGGUGCUGACCCGAGACCCCCGAACGUGGACCGCUUGGAAGUGAAGUUCAGGACAAGAAGCGAGAACGGCAUUUUAGUUCACGUCCAGGAAAGCAGCAACUUCACUACUGUGAAGAUAAAAGGUGGGAAAGUGCAUUAUGUAUCCGAUGCUGGAAUUGCUGGGAAGGUGGAAAGGAAUAUCCCAGAAGUGUACGCUGCAGAUGGUCAGUGGCAUUCGGUACUCAUUGAGAAGAAUGGGUCUGCUACUAUCCUGUCUGUCGACAAGACUCAUAGCCGAGACAUUCUCCAUGCCACGCAAGACUUUGGUGGACUAAAUGUUCUUACAAUUUCUUUGGGAGGAAUCCCAUCCAGCCAACCUUUCAAGAGCACAGUUGCAGGCUUCGAUGGCUGCAUUUCCUACAUCAAGUAUGGUGGAGAGAGCCUUCCCUUCGUUGGCAAGCACAGCCUCGCCACUCUCUCCAAAACAGACCCGUCGGUGAAGAUCGGCUGCCGCGGCCCCAACGUCUGUGCCAGCAGUCCCUGCUGGGGCGAGCUGAUGUGCAUCAACCGGUGGUAUGCCUACCAGUGCGUCCCGCCGGGCGCCUGUGCCUCCAGCCCCUGCCAAAAUGGGGGCAGCUGUGAGCCCGGGGCAUACACCGGCUUCACGUGCAGCUGUCCCGAGGCGUACGCAGGACGGACGUGCGAGGCAGUGGUGGCGUGCCUGGGGGUCUUGUGCCCCCCAGACCAUGAGUGUAGAGCAGGGAUCAAUGGUGGCCACAUCUGUCUUCCAUCCCCACACCCUGCCGAGCUGUCCCUGCCCCUCUGGGCUGUGCCGGCUAUUGUGGGCAGCUGUGCGACAGUCCUGGCACUGCUGGUCCUCAGCCUCAUCCUCUGCAACCAGUGCAGAGGAAAGAAGUCAAAAGCUCCAAAAGAGGAGAAGAAAACAAAGGAAAAGAAGAAAAAAGGGAGUGAGAAUGUGGCAUUUGAUGACCUUGACAACAUCCCGCCCUAUGGCGAUGACAUGACCGUCAGAAAGCAGCCCGAAGGGAAUCCGAAACCUGAUAUCAUCGAAAGAGAAAACCCGUAUCUCAUCUAUGAUGAAACGGACAUCCCACACACCACAGAGACAAUCCCCAGUGCCCCGCUGGCUUCCCCCGAGCCUGAGAUCGAGCACUACGACAUUGACAAUGCCAGCAGCAUCGCCCCCUCGGAUGCCGACAUCAUCCAGCACUACAAGCAGUUUCGGAGCCACACCCCCAAGUUCUCCAUCCAGCGGCACAGCCCACUGGGCUUCGCGCGGCAGUCCCCCAUGCCCCUGGGAGCCAGCAGCUUGACCUACCAGCCCGCCUACGGGCAGGGCUUGAGGACAACGUCUUUAAGCCACUCAGCAUGCCCUACUCCCAACCCCCUGUCUCGGCACAGCCCUGCACCCUUCUCCAAAUCGUCAACUUUCUACAGGCACAGUCCAGCCAGGGAGCUGCACCUUGCCAUAAGGGAAGGGAGCCCGCUGGAGAUGCACAACGAUGUCUGCCAGCCUGGCAUUUUUAAUUACGCCACUCGGCUGGGGAGGAGAAGUAAGAGUCCACAGACCAUGGCGAGCCAUGGUUCCCGCCCGGGAAGCCGCCUGAAGCAGCCCAUUGGGCAGAUUCCUCUGGAGACUGCUCCUCCAGUGGGGCUGUCCAUUGAAGAAGUAGAGAGACUGAACACCCCUCGCCCCAGAAACCCCAGCAUCUGCAGCGCAGACCAUGGCCGAUCCUCUUCUGAGGAGGACUGCAGAAGGCCUCUCUCCCGGACGAGGAACCCAGCCGAUGGUAUUCCUGCACCCGAGUCUUCCUCUGACAGUGACUCCCAUGAGUCCUUCACCUGCUCGGAGAUGGAGUAUGACAGGGACAAGCCCAUAGCGUACACCUCCAGGAUGCCCAAGUUAUCCCAGGUCAAUGAGUCCGAUGCGGAUGACGAGGACAACUACGGUGCCAGGCUGAAGCCCCGGCGCUACCCUGGCCGCCGAGGCGAGGGGGGUCCGGUGGGGGCACAGGCGACCGUCACCAGUGCUGGGGAGAGCUCCCUGCCUGCAAAACUGGGGCAGCAAGCAGGAAACUUCAACUGGGACAAUCUCUUGAACUGGGGCCCGGGCUUUGGGCAUUAUGUGGAUGUUUUCAAAGAUUUGGCAUCACUGCCUGAAAAAGCAGCAGCAGCAGCAGCAGCAAGUGAAGACAGCAAAGGUGGUACAGCGAAGCCUGUUUCCAAGGACGGGGAAACAGAACAGUAUGUGUAG